Molecule: messenger RNA, 3266 nt
Organism: Diprion similis
Lineage: Eukaryota; Metazoa; Arthropoda; Insecta; Hymenoptera; Diprionidae
Gene: unk
Product: putative E3 ubiquitin-protein ligase UNKL
Exons: 12
Coding region: 617-3109 (830 amino acids)
Molecular function (GO): metal ion binding
Source: RefSeq, a predicted model, not a curated record
CGUGGCGAAAAGUGUGCACACAUUAUAAAAUCAUUACUCGGGCGCGUAUUAGUGUGAAAGCGAAAAAUUGGAUAUAAAAAUAUCAAGAAACUAAUAAUUAUCGACCGAUCUGUUCGUAGAGGAAACGAUACCAGGUUAAAAGUGAAAAAAGAAUCUCCGGCUGACGUCCAUAUCGUGAUAUAUCAGCGUCGACCCAGUACAAACAAUUCUGACAAUUGCAGUGCGUGUUGAACCAGUGACGCCGCAACACAAAGAAAUUACGCAUAUGAACGAGCGCAAGAGCGACAGACGCGACAGCAUCGAACUGCAGUGCGAGGCAGGAGAGUUUCUAGAAUUACGCAAGAUUCGAAGCAACGUCGAGGGGAAUACAUUUCCAUCGCGUUUAUAGGCGACGGAAUUCGAUGAUCGCGUAGCGGUAAUAAGAGCAUCGUAUCGUUUGACAAUAAGAGAAGGGAAAGGUGUUAGGCGGCGGGGGUAAAGCGCAUCGGCAUGAGUGCGUGUUUACGUUCGGUACCAAAACACCAAUGACCUUGAAACUCGUGAUUAUUCGGGGGUCACGUGACGCACGGGACGGCCAGGGAUUGGCGGACCGCGACGCGUACCCUGCGCCCCUGGGAUGCUCGAUAGAUCGUUUCGCAAGAUGAAGUCCGAAUCAAAACCUUUGUUGACAGCUCAGACAGAAAAGGCGAAUCAUUACACUUCUGUGGAUUCGCAUUCCAGAUAUUUGAAGGAAUUCCGCGUGGAACAAUGCCCCCUCUUUAUACAACGCAAAUGCACCCAGCACAGGCCCUUCACCUGCUUCAACUGGCACUUUAUGAACCAGCGGCGACGAAGACCCGUAAAAAAACGUGAUCGGACCUUCAAUUACAGCGCCGACAAUUACUGCACCAAGUACGAUGAGACAACCGGCAUUUGCCCCGACGGAGACGAAUGUCCAUUUCUGCACCGUACUGCGGGGGAUACGGAGAGACGUUAUCACCUCCGCUACUACAAAACCUGCAUGUGCGUUCACGACACAGAUUCAAGGGGUUUCUGCGUUAAAAAUGGUCCACACUGCGCGUUUGCACAUGGAAAUCACGAUCUGCGACCACCGGUAUACGAUAUCAAGGAGAUUCAGGCCCUCGAGAAUCCAGAUUCAGAUCCAAACUCGUCGACGAACGGGCCAAACAUAUUGGACAAAGAGAGGAAUCUCAUGAACGAAGACCCCAAAUGGCAGGACACCAAUUACGUACUAGGAAAUUACAAAACCGAGCCGUGCAAACGACCGCCCCGGCUCUGCAGGCAAGGCUACGCUUGCCCGCAGUAUCAUAACAGCAAAGACAAAAGGCGCAGCCCUAGGAAGUACAAGUACAGAUCCACACCGUGUCCAAAUGUUAAACACGGAGAAGAAUGGGGUGAGCCUGGUAACUGCGAGCAAGGCGAUGCCUGCACUUAUUGCCACACGCGCACGGAGCAGCAAUUUCACCCCGAAAUAUACAAGUCCACAAAGUGCAACGACGUACAGCAGGCUGGUUAUUGUCCUCGCGGCGUAUUUUGCGCCUUCGCACACGUUGACCGUGAGUGUAACCUCAUCAAUCUCUUGCCAACAGAAGAAAUGAGCCUCGCGAGGGACAUGGCCGUGCCUCUUGACGGCACCAACAUCGCCGACCUAAUAAGCAGCGUUCUGACGCCUGACAAAAAGCUUCAUGACAAGGAUAAACCGCCGAGCGAUAGCAGUUUUACCGGGUUUCAGAAUGGCAGCGGGGGAGAUGUCUCAGAAUCUGCCAGCACGACCAGCAGCGUCGGGAGCAAUAGUUCUCACAGCAAGGCGCCGGGAGCUCAACUUCACAAUUCAUCUUCAACUGCUUCAGCGGCCGCUCAGCAAAAACUCACAAGCAUACUUUACAACUCCUCGUCGCUCUUACAAGCUAGUGAAAUAAGGAAGCAAAUGAUGGCAAUAGAGAGCGAUCCUCUUUUGAAUAAAGCUGAAAAAGCUCAGCGGAAACAAAGUCUCUACAUAGCUUUCAACCUCAAUGGCACACUCGGUAGUCAUUCUUUGGGCUCGACUGUAUCUCCUCGCUCGACGUCUUUCUACCCUAGCGAUACGGUCGAAUCUGUUAUCGGCAAUGCACUGGAUGACAUACAUUUGGACGACCCGUUGAGCUUAGUAGACUCUAUUCAUAGAGAUAGUAAUUCACCAAUGAGCAAUUCUAUAUCGGCUGGAUUGGCUAGCUCCGGUUUACUGGGAAGUUCAGCUCCGGUGAAUAUACCUGGAAUGACGGAAAGAUCUGUACUCAGUAAUUUUUCACCGUCUACUUCCAGUCCUCUUCAGCAAUUACAGUCCGCCGGUUUUCUUACGGGAUCAAGAUUUUCUCACCAAGAUUCAAUGGAAUCGACGAUGCCUUUCAUGAGCCAAGCUUCGGAUCCGUUCAGCAAUCACAUCUCUCAGCUCAGUAGCUCUGCCUCGAAACUCAGCGGAUUCAACAGCAGUUUAUUCGACUUUGCAAAUCAGGGCAUGUCUCCGUCUCGUGCUCAGCCACUCCCAGCAUCGCCCUUAGUCAACGCAUUCUCCAUUAGUCCCAGCAAUACAGGCACACUAUCAGAGCCUCCGUUCGUUGAAUUCGAUCAGGUUCAAAGGCUCCGGGAAGAGCUGACUUCGAGUCGUGCACAACUCGCGACGUGGGACGAGCGCAUAAACCAGGCAAGAGCUGCGUGUACAGCCUGGCAGCUGGAAAGCGAAGAAGCUAAGCGUAAAGCGUCUAUUGCCGAACAACAGAGGGAUGAGAGUAUGGAUUGCUUGCAGGCCUUGUUGCAGGUAAAAGCAUUGAGAGUUGAAAACGAAGCGACAGUGGGCGGCCCCUAUCUUCAUACCCUGAGAAGGACCAGCGAGCUCAGAUCACUGUCCAUAGCGACGCUGAAAUCUCUGCAAUCUCAACUACGGUCCGAUCUUGAGGAAGUAGAAAAGGUACUCUACCUUGAAACUGCAACAAAAUGCAUGGUCUGCGAGGAACAGAACCGAACGGUUACUUUGUCGCCGUGCAACCACUACGUCGUGUGUUCGGGUUGUGCACCGAACCAGCGUGAAUGUCCGUACUGCCAGACACCAGUCGCCUCCACCAGUCAAGCCUGAGCUAUAAUUCGUUGAAAUUUUAUUAAUGCAUUUAUUAUUUUAAAACGGUGAAGGAUCUUACUUGUCUUUUACUGAAAAGAGAAAGAAAAAAGCAGCAUUUGGUAAUUAUUAUACCACAAUUAUACCACUCGCAGUUUCGAACGAAACAGAAACUGAA